Molecule: messenger RNA, 1965 nt
Organism: Rotaria sordida
Lineage: Eukaryota; Metazoa; Rotifera; Eurotatoria; Philodinida; Philodinidae
Source: the annotation of a GenBank genome assembly
AUGUUACUUAUAUUACAGUUGAAUUGUUUAUUAGAUAAUAUAUUAAUAACAAUUGAUUAUAAUUCAAAAACAAACUUAAAUGAUUCAGCGAUUUUAUUUAUAUUUAAUUCAACACAUGAACUCGAAAUAUUAACAUUAAUGAAAGAAAUUUUUCUUAAAUUAAAAAAUUCACCAGUUGAUCCAAUUAAAUUACAUGCUAUAAUGAUUAUAGCCAAAAUACUUAAUGAACAAGAUAUUCAACAUUUAGAUCAUAUUGAUGAAUUAACAUUGGUUUUUAUAAAUUAUUUAUCUAAAGCUGUUAAUAAUCCAUGCCAUGCUUUUCAAGAUCUUCAUGUUGAACAUUUAUUAGCAUCUUUAAAAAAUAAUUUGUAUUCGAUGGAAUCGAAAUCAGUAGCGAUCAUUGGAGCAGGUUCUAGUGGUUUAGUAGCUGCCAAUGUACUUUUGAAAGAUGGUUUCAAUGUGACAAUUUUCGAACGAGGACGACAUAUUGGUGGUGUUUGGUGUGAAGAUGUUGCUUACGUCGAUUUACAUAGUCAACAAUUUGGAGGUACAAUAGAAUUUUCUGAUCUAUUCGAUGGCGAAGAAUAUGCUUCUUGGCAACAUAUUCAUGAUUAUUUAAAACGAUAUGCAGAUCAUUGUCAUCUUACUGAACGUAUUAAAUUUCAAACACGUGUCAUCGAAAUAAAUAAGAAAAAUUUGAAAGAUGAAAAUAUUCCAUGGCAAAUCAAAGUUGAAAAAUUCGAUGGUCAAUAUGAGAUGUAUGAAUUUGAUUUUCUAGUCGUAGCUACUAAUCUUUUCAAUGACCUAUAUAUGCCAUAUAUACGUGGUCAAGAAAAAUUUACUGGAACCAUUAUUCAUGGUUAUAAUAUAAAAUCGCACGAACAACUUAUUGACAAACGUGUCGUAAUAAUUGGUGGUGGUAAAUGUGCUACAGAUUUAGCUUCAACAUGUAGUUUGUAUGUUCGUAGUUGUCACCUUGUUUUACGACGUGCUCAUUGGAUGUUACCACGCACGAUUGUAGGUGGUUUAUUAUCUGCACGAUAUUUUCUUACACGUCUUGUUUAUAACCUUUUUGAGCCAUUUCCUGGUGCACCUCAUUCGAAACUAUUUCGAUAUUUUCAUCGUACAUUUCCACGCUUCUCUACAUUCAUUACUGAUAAAAUUGGCAUUGAUAUAAUGAUUACUAAUGGACUAGAUUUAUAUGACGAUAAAGUAUUUCUACCGAAUUAUUCAUUUCGUAAUGUUGAAAAUAUAUACAUGAUACCACAAGAUUUUAUUCGACUUAAACAACAAGGUCGUAUUAUAGCAAAAUCUGAUUCUAUCGACGAAAUUAUUGAUACAACAACAAUACGACUUAAAUCAGGUGAAUAUUUACAAGCGGAUAUGAUCAUAUGUGCAACCGGUUUUAUCAAUCGAUUUCCGUUCUUUUCCGAUAUGGAUGCGAAAACAUUGGGUCUACCAACGACGCAAACUUCGACAGAAUCAAAUAUUGAAACUGAUCUUUAUUUAUAUCGACGUAUCAUACCUGUUGGAGUACCUAAUGUGGCCUUUGUUGGCUAUGUAGUAUGCCUAACACAAUGGUUGGUAGCUGAAGUAGCCAGUCAUUGGAUAUCAGAAUAUUUUUUAGGACGACUUAAAUUACCUGUAUCUGAAACGGGAAUGUACAAAGAAAUCGAUGAGACAUUUACAUUUAUACAUAAAACAUUCAAUCGAAGUGGAUGUUAUUAUGCUUAUUAUUGGUUAUCACCAAUCGAAAUUUAUCUCAAUGAUAUGGGUCUAAGAUUGAAAAGAACACAUAAUUGGAUAUCAGAAUACUUUGGUAUCUAUCGGCCAGAUCGAUUCAAAGAUUUGCAUGAAGAACGACGUGCUAAAGCUGCUGGUAUCAAAUAUCAUCAUUGGUAUUUCGGUUUUCAACAUACGGUUCUUAUUCUUCUCUUCUUAUUAUUUAUCAUUUUAUUAUUAUAA